GAAGAGUCAAAAUGUCCUGAGAUACAGUCAUCUAGGCUGACUACUCGCUUGCCUAAGGGUCUGCUCCUUGGUGUCUCGGGUGAUCUUCACUAUGCAAGCCGAGCCCCGCAAGUUGAAACGAACGGCGAACGCGUGUAUUGCCUGUCGUCAGAGCAAAAUUAAAUGCUCUGGGGUCGAGCCAUGCGCCAAUUGUCAGAGACGCGCUAUUCCUUGUCGGUUUGCGGAGGAAACCCGUAGGGUUCUGAUAUCGGAACGGUGUCUCCGUGACUUGCAGACACAGGCCAAAGAGCAGCAUGAGACAACGAAGAAACGAACUCACGAUGUUGCAUUUGAGGAAGUCGAAAAUGUUCUCAAUUCAGAAUCGCGUUCUCCAGGUGCAAACUGGCCCAGUCCAUUUGGUCUGCCCUCGAUGACGAUGAGGAAUACCCACGAUAACCGAUUAUCUCGAUGGGUCUGGCUGGCUCCAACAUCUACGUGGUCUUUUACCGCUCGUCUCACUUUGAUGAUGACCCAAAGACUCCAUCCGGACGUAGCCUACGAUAUUCCCUAUUUUCUUGAUGGGGACAUCUAUCCCCUACAAUGGAAGUCAUCUUCUGAUGCUACUCCUGACAUCAGCGGUCUCCCGUCUAUGGACUAUGCUCUCUAUCUCUUCAACACAGUCAAGUUUCAUCUGGGUCAAACAUUCCGGCUCCUGGACGAAGGGGCUUUCACGACGCAUAUGCAGGAAUUCUACUACGGGGAUGCAGCCAAGAAAGCAGCUGAAAGUCGGCUAUGGUUCGUCCAAUUCUUGCUAGUGCUGUCUUUUGGGAAAGCCUUCCUUGACCAGUCUAGAAAGAGAGACCCACCAGGCGCGGGGUACUUUGUUCGUGCCAUGUCCUUGAUGCCAGAUUAUAGUUCUAUCUGGAGAGAUACUCUUCUGGCAAUCGAGGUCAUGGCCCUAGCAGCUCUGUAUCUUUACUCGAUUGAUCGACGAGAGUCAGGACACCUUUUUGCUAGUCAGGCCAUCCGCAUUGCGCAACUAGAAGGCCUACACACGGAGCUCCCGGAGGAAGAGCUAGGGGCAGCAGCUGUUGAUCGCUGCCGUAAUCUUUGGUGGACACUGUACAUUAUGGACCGCCAUUUUUCGUCAUCACUGGGAAUACCGAUGAUUGUGCAUGAUAGCGAUGUCACGGCACUGAUUGAUUCACCAACACAAUCAUGUCAGAGGAACGCCAUGCUAAGCCUGAGAGUGAGGUUAUCGCGGUUAUUGUCCACAAUCCUUGGCACCGUAUACAGGACUGAGAGGCGGCCCAUCGAAUCAUUCAUUGAGAAAACCAAAACUAUUUUAAAUACUAUGGCAGAUCUAGCUAAGGAGUUGGAAGACUUUAUCAAUACCAAGUUCGCGGGCCCGGUUAACUCCAUGUCAAAGGGGAUGCGCCAUAUCCUCCUAUUGUAUCACGAGUGUGUCAUCGUUGCCACACGACCCCUCCUCCUAGCCAUUCUACGAGAGCGUCUGGACAAACUCGGCCUCCCUUUAGAAUGCUGUCGACGGAUCGUCCCUCUCAUGGAAACACUGAUGUCAACGGGGAUCAACUCAGCGACCAAAAGCCUUCAGUUACUUAAAGCUCUAGUAGAUGAAGGCCUCCUUGAAUCUUUCUUACCCUUCGACCUCGAAUUUACCUACGGCGCCGCUAUCCACCUCACAAUGGCCGGUGCCCUUGUACCUGAAUUAGUCGGACAGCGCAGCUCCAACCAACAAGCACAUCUGAUCCUCGAUGAAAUCAUUAGCAAGGGGAACCGCGUAGCAGAAAUUCGCAAAGCCGACCUGACUCGUCUUGAAACCUUGUUCGAGGGACUAAAAGAGCGGUAUGCGCACGCGGCGAACCACAUCAGUACCGAUUUAGUUCCAGAGACAAGUGGUGAUGCACAUGGGCAUAAUCAUAGAUCAAGUGACGAGGCCCAAUUACCAUGCAUUACUGGGGACAUCAAUGUUGUAGAGGAUGAGCUGCCUGAGCUGGGAUUAACGUCAUACGAUAUCGCGGCUAUCGUGGAUCAGAUUGAUUAUACUGCUAGCCCGUCAUUCUGGCUAGCUCAGGAAAGGGAGGAGUUGUGAUGCGUGGCAAUGAGUUGCGUAUAUAAAGCUCCAAGCGUGAGUGGAGCUUAUACCUGCAUAUAGGGCGCUGUUGAUAGCGUUGUGAGGAGUAGCAAAGCAUCAUGCGCUGCAACUGAAUAUACAAGCUCCAUAUAGUUACCAUACUACUUUCAAUACAUACCUACUAAAGAAUGAUAGCCAUGCCUCCGAGCUACAC
Aspergillus welwitschiae is the source of this 2288-nucleotide messenger RNA. RefSeq lists its product as uncharacterized. The transcript is spliced from 9 exons. The record is from RefSeq and is a predicted model, not a curated record. Gene Ontology annotation, cellular component: nucleus. NCBI's taxonomy places the organism in Eukaryota, Fungi, Ascomycota, Eurotiomycetes, Eurotiales, Aspergillaceae. The coding region runs from base 92 to 2092 and encodes 666 amino acids. Gene Ontology annotation, biological process: positive regulation of transcription by RNA polymerase II; DNA-templated transcription. Gene Ontology annotation, molecular function: DNA-binding transcription factor activity, RNA polymerase II-specific; zinc ion binding; sequence-specific DNA binding.